This is a messenger RNA of Morus notabilis, 547 nucleotides long. RefSeq lists its product as uncharacterized. The transcript has a single exon. The coding region runs from base 163 to 366 and encodes 67 amino acids. The record is from RefSeq and is a predicted model, not a curated record. NCBI's taxonomy places the organism in Eukaryota, Viridiplantae, Streptophyta, Magnoliopsida, Rosales, Moraceae.
CAAGACAUCACUAUUGAAAAAGAAAAGCUUAUCUCUCUUUUAACUUCACAUCAAUUGAGCUACCCCCACCUGAAGAAGAGGCAGAGGAAGCAAAACCACUCUUUUCUUCUCUUUCAUUUCAGUUGGGUUUUGUGUUUGGCUAGAAGGAAAAUCUCCGAGAAAAUGUGGCUGGUUUAUGUAUGCGAGGAGGAAGAAAGAGAGCUUGGGAGGCAGCAAGCGCCGGGAUCAUGCCCUCACUGCGGUGGGAAGGUGGAAGCCAUGGAUGUCGAGACUCAGUGGAAGUUCUGCUUUCUUCCCAUGUGCUUCAAGAUCAAAAGAAAGCUCUUCUGUACUCUCUGUUCUAGACGUCUCGUCUUGUCUUACUAGCUUAUUAUUUUGCUUCAAAUUAAACAAUAUUAUUGAUCAAAUCCCAAAUGGGUUUUCUUCUUUUCUUUUUCUUUUUUUCUUUUCUUUUUUUGGGGGGGAUCAUUUUUAUUGUUGAAUAUUGUCUGAUCUGGUCUGUAGAUCUGCUCUUUAAUUUCUGAUGUGGAUUUUGGUUCUUUUUAAA